Molecule: messenger RNA, 438 nt
Organism: Megalops cyprinoides (Indo-Pacific tarpon)
Lineage: Eukaryota; Metazoa; Chordata; Actinopteri; Elopiformes; Megalopidae
Product: hemoglobin embryonic subunit alpha-like
Exons: 3
Coding region: 7-438 (143 amino acids)
Biological process (GO): hydrogen peroxide catabolic process; oxygen transport
Cellular component (GO): hemoglobin complex; haptoglobin-hemoglobin complex; blood microparticle
Molecular function (GO): organic acid binding; haptoglobin binding; oxygen carrier activity
Source: RefSeq, a predicted model, not a curated record
UCCAGGAUGAGUCUCUCUGCUAAAGAGAAAAACAUCGUAAGAACCUUCUUCGCAAAGGCCUCUAGUCUGACGGAGGAGAUAGGGAAUGAUGCUCUGUCCAGAAUGCUGGUCGUCUACCCUCAGACCAAGACCUACUUUGCCCACUGGAAAGACCUGAGCCCCGGCGCUCCUAUGGUACGGAAGCACGGGAAGACAGUCAUGGAUGGUGUCCUGUACGCUGUUGAAAAAAUAGAUGACCUCGUCGGUGGCCUUCUAACCCUCAGCGAGCUGCACGCCUUCAUGCUGCGAGUGGAUCCUCAAAACUUCAAGAUCUUGUCCCACAACAUUCUUGUGGUGCUAGCCAUAACGUUCCCGGAUGACUUCACCCCUGAGGUCCACGUCGCUGUUGACAAGUUUCUUGUCAAUCUGGCCUUGGCUUUGUCUGAGAAGUACCGCUGA